Messenger RNA from Alternaria ethzedia, 504 nucleotides. It is a transcript of the gene RCF1, whose product is annotated as Respiratory supercomplex factor 1, mitochondrial. NCBI's taxonomy places the organism in Eukaryota, Fungi, Ascomycota, Dothideomycetes, Pleosporales, Pleosporaceae. The coding region runs from base 1 to 504 and encodes 167 amino acids. Gene Ontology annotation, cellular component: mitochondrion. The record is from RefSeq and is a predicted model, not a curated record. Gene Ontology annotation, biological process: mitochondrial respirasome assembly. The transcript has 2 exons.
AUGUCUUUCGGACCACCAAACAGCGCGCCGCUGCCCUCUUCUUUCGACGAGAAUGCCGACUUCUACAAUGAAAACACCCUCGACAAGAUAUGGCGCCGCUUCCGCGAAGAGCCGCUCGUGCCCCUCGGCUGCGGUCUGACCGUCUGGGCCAUUAUCGGCGCAACCCGCUCGAUGCGGAAAGGUGACCACAAGGCGACCAACAUGUACUUCCGCCGACGUCUAUACGCCCAAGCCUUCACAAUCGCCGUACUGGUCGCAGGAAAUAUGUACUGGCAAAAGGACCGCGUGAAGCGCAAGGAGUACGAGAAGCAAGUUGCGCAGAAGGAGCGCAUGGACAAGAGAGACAGGUGGCUGAGGGAGUUGGAGAUGCGAGACGAGGAAGACAAGGCCUGGAAGGACAGGAUGGCUAAGAAGGCGAGGGGAGUGGGAGAGGAGGCCAAGGGUGUGACUGACAUGGUCGCUGAGAAGACAAAGGAAUUGAAAGAUCAGACUGUCGGAAAAUAA